Messenger RNA from Condylostylus longicornis, 2284 nucleotides. RefSeq names its product zinc finger protein 3 homolog. The record is from RefSeq and is a predicted model, not a curated record. Gene Ontology annotation, biological process: regulation of transcription by RNA polymerase II. Lineage: Eukaryota; Metazoa; Arthropoda; Insecta; Diptera; Dolichopodidae. The transcript has 7 exons. The coding region runs from base 61 to 2100 and encodes 679 amino acids. Gene Ontology annotation, cellular component: nucleus. Gene Ontology annotation, molecular function: DNA-binding transcription factor activity, RNA polymerase II-specific; RNA polymerase II transcription regulatory region sequence-specific DNA binding.
UUUUUAUCCAAUAUUUAAUCACAAAAGUAACAAACAAAAUAGUUAUAAUAAGCUGGAAUUAUGGAAUUUAUAGGACUUUUUAAAUGCAAUUUUUGCCCUAGUAAUCUUCACGAUAUAGAAUCAUUAAUUACACAUUUUUCGAUUCAACAUCUUAACAAGGAAUUAUUUGAAUGUGAAGCUUGUUGCAUUAAAUUUUGGAAAAUACCGGAUUACUAUGAACAUAGAAAUAAAUUGAAUUCUACUUGUGGCGGAAAGUAUGGGAUCACGAUGAAAAGCUUUUUUCACACAAUAAAAUCAUUAUUUGAAAGUUUACCGAAAACCGAAGAUACACCGUUACAAAUUUCCACUGAAACUUCAAAUGAUAUCAAAUUUGAGAUUAAUUUGAAUGAAGAACGACCAUCGAAUACAAAUAUAUCUUUGAACACUUCAAAUAUACCUGAUGUUGGAAAAUCGGAGAAAGCGGAAGUUAUUUAUAACAAGAAUGAGAUAUCUACAUAUUCUGAAAUCGAAAGUUCUAUUUGUGAAGAUAAGUUUGAACAUGAUUCAUCGACUUCAUUGAUAUCUCACGAAAUAUACAGAUCUAAGCUACGUAAUUCCAAGGAUGUAAGAAAAAUUACAUCUAAGCCCAAAUGGAAACCGAAAAAACGGAAAUUAAAGAUAAGGGAUACUAAAAUAAAUAAAAAAUCUAAAAAAGAAACGGAUAAAGUAGCAAAAGUAAAUGUUGAACUUGUAAAUGAAAAUGACAGACUCAUUGAAAAUAAAAGCCAAAAUGUUUCAAAUAGUAAAAUUCUUGAAAAUUGUAAAAUAUGUGAAAAAUCUUUCAAUAACCCAGAUGAACUACGAAAACAUUUGGAAAACCAUGGAAAUGAUAGAAACGAACUGUGCGUGUGUCAUGUUUGUAACAAAAAAUUUAAUUCUGUUAAUUAUCUUAAAGUGCACAUAUCUUCUAAGCAUCCUAAUGACUUAUUUUGUACUAAAUGCAACAAGCAUUUUAGUAAUCAAGAAAUGUUUGAUGUUCAUAUAAAUGAAUUUCAUAAAAUAAACAGAAAUAACAAUAAAAGCAAGGCACUAGAAACAAAGACAUUAGAAUGUUUCGAAUGUACCGGCAGAGUAUUUACCCGUGUUAGCUCUUUUGUAAUGCAUUUAUCAAAUAAACACAAAAAAUCGGAUGAAGAAAUAAAACAAAUUUUAGAAAUUAAUAAUGAAACAUUCAAGAAUGAAUUGAUGUGUAAAAUUUGUGGCAAAUUAUUCGUUACCAUUGAUCACUUAAUGAACCAUCAAAAAAGGAAACAUGGUACCGAUGGCAAGAAUCAACAUAAAUGUAAAUCAUGUUCAAAGUUUUUUGCUAGUCAAGAAGAAGUUAGAUCCCACAUAUUAGAAUGUCAUAAGGAAAAGCUGAUGUGCCCUAUUUGCAAUAAUGAAAAAAUUUAUUCGUGUACCGAAUCUUUGAUUGGCCAUAAGCGACGAAUACACAAAAUUUAUAAUAGGCCACCACAACAAAUUAACACAAAGGAACAAAGUGGAAACGAAAGUGUUGAUAUAAAAAAGAAAAAAGUUUAUAAAUUUGUUUGUGGUCAGUGCGGAAAAAUAAUGAACGGUAGGACGCAAUUUAAAAAUCACGAAGCUUCCAACUGCGGAAAAAACCCUGUACAUAAAUGUAAUGUUUGUGGAAAAGGUUUCGCAAGUGCUGGAAUACUUAAGGGACAUGUUUCCAUUCACGAAGAUUAUGAAAGCUAUCAAUUUGUUUGUGAUUUUUGUCAGAAAAGGUACAGAACUAAACAUCAAUUAACUAAGCAUAGACGUAUUCAUACAGGCGAAAGACCUUUCCAAUGUCCACAUUGUGAAAAAGCUUUUGGUACUUCUGCAGCCUUAUUUGUCCAUAUUUCAACACACACCGGUGUUAAAAGAUAUAUGUGUACUUGUGGUGAAAGAUUUUCUUGUAUAACUGGUUUAAAGGGGCAUUGGAAAACUAAUAGUACCACUUGCGGAUCGGAUCCAAAUAAAUCAACUAAAGCAGUUGGGGAAUAUAUAGGGUAUCGAAAAGGUAAAGUGGUUAAUAUUCGUCCAGAAGAAGAAAUGAUGAUGAGACCAAGUUUAUAAUACAAUAAAUUAUGCCAGUAUUUAUGUUUACGAUCUUAAUUUUUCCUAGAUAAUUUGUAUUUUCAAUAUAAAAUCCGUAAUUAAAUUUACAAUCAAAUAUAUAUUUGUAAAAAAUAUCUAUUUUUUUUAACAAAUCCAUUUUUGAUGGUCUUCAAAUAUGUCCAUGUAGUUGUGUUAAAAAAAU